AAGUACACCGGCCAGCAAAAGACUACUACUCUCUCCCUUUCUCUCUCUAACAAGGAGCGUGCUGGCAAUUAAAUAACCCGUGUAGAAAACUCCACAACGGUCGAUUUCCUCUCUCUAUUUCCUUUCCCCCUUUUCCAGUUUUCAUCCGCUCCACAUUCUGUAAUUUAUUCAUUAUAGUAAUUCCUCCUCUUGUACAUAUACUUAUUUAUUGACCGUAUUAAUUUCUCUGUUCUUUUCAUGGUUUUUUGAGAUACAACCUCGAAAUAACCAGUAUGAAGACCUUUUCUCUGUCAAUGUAGUAUUUUCUCUCUCUUGGAUUUGUUCAAAUUCUAUCAGCGUAGGGGACCUUCCACUUUCCUACCAACUUUCAUCUAAGAAGACUGGCAAAAGAAAAUCCAAAGCCCCAAUUUCUUCGUAAGCAUUGUUAUAAAUUUUUAUUAUUAUUUCUCUCUCUAUAGAAAACCCAUUGUGGUUUUUCUGUAAUUUGUCAAUUUUCUUUCUCUAUAGGAAACCCAUAUCUGGUUCCUCUCACUCGUUUCCAUUUCUUGAACCUGUCAAUCUUCUCUUUCUCUCUCUACAUAUUACCCAAGUUCUUUAUUUCCCUUGAGGUUUGAGACUUCUCUUAUUUUUGCAUAUAUAAACAUCCUCUCUCUGUUCUCCUUGUAGUUUCAGUCUUUCCCGUUAUUGGGGUUUGUUCAUCGUCUUUCUCUAACGAAAACCCAUCUCUGACUUUUAUUGUUAGUUUCUCUUUGUUCUGUUCUUCCUGGUCCUUUCAUCUUCUCUCUCUAGGGAAACCCCAUCUCUGCUUGGUUUCUAUUUCUCUUUCUUUUUGCGUCUGUUGGUUUUCUCUCUCUAAAGAACUUUUCGUGGGUCUUUUGAUUCCCUAUCUAAAUAUCAUAUAACCCAACAUGUCAAGACCCACCUCAAGAACACCCCCCAAACCUAGGGUUUUCAAGCAUUCAUCUGGUGAUUUCGGGUCCUCAAACCCAUUCGAUUCAGACUCUGAGUCUGAUUCCAAACCACCAAGAACCUCCUCUGCACCUGUUCUUGACAAAUUCUCAAAAAACCCAUUUGAUGAUGAUGAUGCUCAUCUCAAAGGUCGUGGAUCUUCAUCCACUAAUUCUAAGACCUCUUCUCUCUCCCGAAACCCUUUCAGUGAUGGAGAAGAAGACCAUGAAACCCCUUCCAUACCCAAAAAAGCAAACCAUAGAACCCCAAAGUCUGAUGAGAGUUCUUAUAGAAUUAGGGGUGGGAAAUUUGUUUCUCAUGUGAAGGAUAAGGCCUUAUCAGUUGGGGAAUCAGCCAUGAAAACCGCGGAAAAAUUGAAGGAGAGUAGUGUUUUACAGGCUCAAAAAAUCACUGCUAAGAAAACAAAAGGAGAGAUCAAUUUGAACCCAGAUUUUGAUAUCCAGAACAGAGAGCAAUUGUUUGAUGAGGGAGAAAGGAAUUCAUCUAGCACCACUGGUUUUUCAAUUGCUAGAAACCAUUAUAAGAAUGACUUUAGGGACAGUGGUGGCUUGGAGAAUCAAACUGUUGAGGAAUUGGAGAAAUAUGCAGUGUACAAAUCAGAGGAAACGACGACAACUGUCAAUAAUUGUUUGAAGAUUGCAGGGGAGAUGAAAGAGGAUGCGACGAGGACUUUGAUCACUUUGCACCAACAGGGUGAGCAAAUUCACCGAACCCAUCUCGUGGCUGCUGAUAUUGAUCAUGAUCUUAGUAAAGGGGAGAAGCUUCUUGGAAGUCUUGGUGGGAUAUUCUCUAAAACUUGGAAACCAAAAAAGACCCGAGCAAUCAUGGGUCCUACAAUUGUGCGAGAUGACUCAUUCAAAAGACGAGGAAACCACUUAGAGCAAAGGGAGAGGCUGGGUCUCAGUCAUAGCCCCAAAGGACGUUCAAGCAGUCACCAGCGUUCUUCUGCGCCUCCAGGGAGUGCUUUUGAACAAAUUGAGUUACAGAAGGGAAAGCAGGAUGAUGCUCUUUCAGAUUUGAGCAACAUGCUGGGAGAGCUAAAGGACAUGGCUCUCGAUAUGGGAUCAGAAAUAGAAGGGCAAAAUAAAGCAUUGGAUAAUCUCAACGAUGAUGUUGAUGAGUUGGGUUUCAGAGUUAAAAAUGCAAACCUUCGAGGUCGACACUUGCUUCGGAAGUGAACUGUUUCCUGUCAAACUUUUAACUGUUAAAUUGCUCGAUUUUCAGAGUGCAAUUGGUGCAUGUUAAUGGACAUAUUUUGGUUCAAGAUGUUAGUGCAAUAUAAUUUUUCUGUUUGCUUUUCAUAGUGCUGGGAAACCUUUCUCCAUGUCUCUCUGCAUACAUAGGACCUACAACCGUAUACUCAAAGAGCAGUUGGGAGUGAGUUGAAAGCAAUAUCACGUACUGGUGUUAAUUGUCCCAGUCACAAUUAAUGCACAAAGAAAUUAUUAGUUCACUCGGUGGAGCUGUGCAAUCAAGAUUAGAUAGCUAGAUGUCUCUAUACAUUUAUAUUGUGAUUUACAUGAUACAGCCGUAACAUUGCUUGUAUG
Molecule: messenger RNA, 2516 nt
Organism: Amborella trichopoda
Lineage: Eukaryota; Viridiplantae; Streptophyta; Magnoliopsida; Amborellales; Amborellaceae
Product: putative SNAP25 homologous protein SNAP30
Cellular component (GO): plasma membrane; SNARE complex
Molecular function (GO): SNAP receptor activity
Source: RefSeq, a predicted model, not a curated record